GAUAAAUCGAACAAGUGUUUACGGUGCAAAUUAAAUUGCAAUCAGUUCUAUCGAAUCAGUUGAACAAACGCUAGUAGUAAUCGAAAAUGCCUCAGCGUCGAGGAUGGAGAGAACCCAAACAAGACCACAGCGUGUAUGUGCAACAGUUGUUCAGAGAUUUUCUUACGCGGAACAGUGAAAUCCCCAUUACUACCGGACCAAAUAACGCGCGAAUGAAUUUAUGUGCACCGAAACCUGGCGUUACCGAGCAGCGAAAGCAACCGGGUAUAUUUGACCGUGCUGUGUAUGCUCGCUUUGAACGCAAUACAAAUAACGGAAGCUUUAUUCGCCAAGAGCCAACGCACAUAUCAAAAACAGGUCUCAUGAGAUGGAUUGAUCAACAGCGCAACAACCGUUCGCAACGAAAUGUGGCGCAGAAGCCAACGCGCUUGGAAGACUAUCUGAAUUUGCCCGGCAAUUUCUUCUAUGAUACGGAACAUAUGAAACUACCAUUCGAAGUGGCAGACAAAACUUUAGGUAAUGUAACGAGCAAUUUUGUUCCACCAGCAACAUCGACGCCUUUUGAUCGCAUGGCUUCGUUCGGUGUAUCUGGAGUGCUCUCCGAUCCGGAAGAGCUUCAGUCGAAUUCUGUCGUUACCCAGCCAACUUCUAGCACAACAUCCAGUGCUUGGGAUUUAUUCUUGAAAAAAUGCGAAGAUUAUUUAACUGUCGUAACAAAUGAACACAAAUGCGCCAGCGAAUGGAUCAAUCAGCGACAGGAAAUGCAUACACUUCUACAAACGGGAGAAAUUAAUUUUCCCGAUCAUUUCAAAGAUCGAUCUGACAAAAGUACAGAUACUCUUCCCGUUAAGUCUUCUUCUAAGGAAAUAAUUGGUGAACCACUCGAUGAUAGCACAGAUAACUCGUUGACUAGCCACUAUCAAAACUCUCGAAAUAGUCGAACAUGUGACCGUAUGUCGUUAGAAACUCCUACGGAAAUACCGAAUCAUUUCCCUGUCAUUCUGGAUGCUCCAUUGCCGGACCAGGACCCGACACUCAAGAAACCAAAAAAAAGAAAUAAUGUCACAUUUUUGAUUGAACCAAGUUCUCAAAGCAAAUUCAAACCAUGUCCCCGAGCAACGCAGAUGGAAUCGAGCCAGGUGGACGAUAUAUUACUUACUGCAUCGCCACCUUCUCCAAACAUGUCUUCGAGUCGUGCACGUUGUUUGCACGAAGAAAGCACUUUCCUUUUGGACCGAAUGCCAUCCGACGAUACGCUGUUGGAAAAAUUGGAUGCAUUAUUGGAAGAGGAGGAAUUCAGCAUACAUGGCGAAACAACAGCUCCCGAAUUUGAUUUCUGCAUUCCAACGGAUCAUCCAACGAUUAAUAUUUCCUUUCCCAGUCAGUUACAAGUAAUGGAUCAUCCAGCAGAUGACUCGAUUGUUGCAAACGCAUAUUUUGCAGAUACUCCAAUGUAUUUAUCGCAAGAUUUGAUGAUGACGCCAACUAUACAGGACUUACAAGCAGCUUUAUUUUGA
Anopheles moucheti is the source of this 1517-nucleotide messenger RNA. RefSeq lists its product as uncharacterized. Bases 87 to 1517 code for a protein of 476 amino acids. The record is from RefSeq and is a predicted model, not a curated record. The transcript is spliced from 2 exons. NCBI's taxonomy places the organism in Eukaryota, Metazoa, Arthropoda, Insecta, Diptera, Culicidae.